UUUUAGGGUCAGGGAAAAAGUGAAAAUUUUGUCUGGAAAUCAGGGAAAAAGAAAAUUAAAUAUUUGUGGCAACUUUGAAAAAGUUUAAAUAUUAGCGGGUUAUGUCACGAUAAGUUGGGACAAUUUCUUCUGAACCAAUCACAAGUCUUGUUGUAGUUUGCUAAAGAAAACAAAGGAAAAGCAUUGAAAUUUUGACGGUUAUUUAAUUCCUAAAGGAAAAACAUUAUUUUUGUUUAUUUAAGACAUUUUUCUUAAUUAUUUCAUUGUUCCAGGUGUGUUUUAAUAUACGAAUUUUAUUUUGUAUUCAUUAAUUUAUUCAAUGAGGGUGAAUUAUCAUUAUUUGGAGUGUCUUUACCUUUGUUGCGGCAACUUGUAGCCGUGGAUUGACAACAAAAACAAAUAAUUGUUGUGAAUGUCGGAAUAUUUUUCAAUUAAUCAAAUUUAACGGAAUUGACAACAUAAACAGUAGUAUAAUGUCGAAUUCAACGGCACAUGAUCCUUCGGUUGAAAGACACUUUAUUGGCCAUAAGGAUACAAUUUCAGGAUUAUGCUUCCAUCCAGAAACAUCACACAUUGGAUCGUCGAGUUUAGAUCGUACUUUAAUGGUCUGGAAUUUCACUGAUUCAGUGAGAGCGUAUAAAUUUUCUGCACACAAAGAUGUUGUUUUGGAUGUUGAUUAUGCACCUUCCGGGGAAAUAAUUGCAACAGCUUCCAAGGAUAGAUCUGUAAGAAUAUGGGUACCGAAAAUUCACGGCGAGUCCUUGGAUUUUCGAGCUCAUUCCGGCGCUGUUCGUUCGGUGCAAUUCAGUCCUGAUGGUGAAAAUCUCGUGACAUCUUCAGACGAUAAGAGUGUAAAAACUUGGAAGGUCUGUAGAAGAAGAUUUCUUCAAUCAUUCACGGAUCAUACGAAUUGGGUAAGAUGUGCCAAAUAUUCCCAGGAUGGGAGACUAAUUGUUUCUUGCAGUGACGAUAAAACGAUCAAAUUAUGGGACACAGUAAGCGGACAAUGCGUCAGGACUUUUAAUGAAAUGAAAGCAUCUGCUGUCGAUGUUGAAUUUCAUCCAAGCGGAGGAGCAAUCGGAGCGGCCUGCACAAACGGUUGUGUCAAAUUGUAUGACUUAAGAACUGCUUCAUUGCAUCAACAUUAUAGUAUUCACAGUGGAACAGUGCACAAAGCAAAGUUUCAUCCGAAUGGAAACUUCAUGUUAACUGCUUCUCAGGACUCAACAAUGAAGAUUUUAGAUCUGCUCGAAGGUCGUCCUAUCUACACAUUAAAGGGUCACGUUGGUGAAAUAACAUCAAUAUCAUUCUCAAAAGCAGGAGAAUACUUUACAUCAGGAGGUGAAGAUCGACAACUAUUGAUUUGGAAAUCGAAUUUCGAUAAGGAAGAUAAAGUGAGAAAAGUUGCUAGACGAUUAAUUCCACCAAAUCCAAAAUUAAAAUUAGACAAUCCAUUGUCUGAUAAGAGGAAGAAUUCACAGGAAAAAGAGUCUGAUGAUGACGACAACGAUGAUGAUGAUAAAGAAGAUAAUCUGGAAGAGGUAUUAAAUUCGAAACUACAAAUUUAAUUCACUAUUCUUAUUUCUAUUUAUUAUUCAUAGUAUUUAUCAAAAUCAAGCAAAAGUUUGCAUGAAUCACAAACUAAAAGUAGAAGUUUCACUGAAUAUCCAAUGAAUUCAAAUCAUAAAUCACAAAUUGAAGUGAUCAAUUUACGAAAUAUGGAAGCACAAGAAAAUACGAGAUUCACGAUGUCAGAUUCUUAUUGUAAGGGAUUUAGUGACAUUUCUCAUAGUUCAAGUCAAACGGAAUUAAUUAUUGAAGCACUCAGUGAACAGGUUGAAUCAAUACGUAAUACUGUUGUCUUACUUGAACAACGAUUAACGGUAGUUGAAGACGAAUUGAAAAGUUAAAAUAUUUUCUAUUCUACUUAAAGAAUUAUGAUUUCGUAUUAUGAAAGAAAGUAUUUUUAUUUUUUACUUUUUGUAUAAAUCAUUUUAAUCAGUUUUUAGUUUAAAUUUGAGAAUUUUAAGUUUAGAAGGAAACUUAAAAAAACAGUUAUGUAGGAAACAGUUGUGAAUAAAUAUAAUUUCACAGAAAUAGAAAA
Molecule: messenger RNA, 2104 nt
Organism: Leptopilina heterotoma
Lineage: Eukaryota; Metazoa; Arthropoda; Insecta; Hymenoptera; Figitidae
Gene: Poc1
Product: POC1 centriolar protein homolog A
Exons: 5
Coding region: 474-1568 (364 amino acids)
Biological process (GO): cilium assembly
Cellular component (GO): ciliary basal body; centriole
Molecular function (GO): protein binding
Source: RefSeq, a predicted model, not a curated record